Messenger RNA from Eriocheir sinensis (Chinese mitten crab), 7194 nucleotides. RefSeq names its product DET1 homolog (gene abo). The coding region runs from base 459 to 2117 and encodes 552 amino acids. Gene Ontology annotation, cellular component: nucleus; cullin-RING ubiquitin ligase complex. Gene Ontology annotation, biological process: protein ubiquitination; positive regulation of proteasomal ubiquitin-dependent protein catabolic process. Lineage: Eukaryota; Metazoa; Arthropoda; Malacostraca; Decapoda; Varunidae. The record is from RefSeq and is a predicted model, not a curated record. Gene Ontology annotation, molecular function: ubiquitin-like ligase-substrate adaptor activity; ubiquitin protein ligase binding. The transcript has 11 exons.
AAAACAAAGGAAAAGAAAACAGAAAUGCAAGUCAGAGGAAGCAGAGUGCACAGAAAACACUGAGUUAACCUUGGAGGAAAAAUACAUGUAUUAUUCCUCGAAGGAGUUCCAACCGAGAUCAGUGUGAAAAGGGCAGAUUCAUGGCCGCCGCGGCUGGCUAUUGGCAUCACUCCUCACAAUGAUGGGGGAGAGGGGACGCGCACUCUAUGGUGUAUAAAUCUAUGGCCGCGGCGCUACUCGGCUCACAACACAUGCACCCGCCGCCCCUCCCACAGCCCGCCUCUCACCCAAGGGCCAGAGUGUAGAUUUUUUCUCACUAGGAAAAGCCUGAUUCAGAGUUGGACCCCUUAUAUCCUCCAGUAUGGUGAGCCAGUCUUGGGAGCAUUAAGGACCUGCUCUCAGAGGAUAAGAUCUACUGUGGCUUAAAUGUUGGAUUAUCGGAAAGUAAUGCUUCAAUAAUGGAUGAAGAGCCUGGCAUCCCCAUCCAUCACAUUCCUCCUCAGAACCUGGUAGUGCGUCUCUUUCACCGAGAGAUCCACAAAACAUCACACUGCCAGACUUAUGCCAAUCGCAGUUUUUAUCAAAAUAUUGCUCCAAACUUUACAGUCACAAAUGUUCAGAAGCCACCCUGUUUCCUAAGAAAAUUCAGUCCAGAUGGCAGAUUCUUGAUAGCAUUUUCAUAUGACCAAACUAGUAUCGAGAUUUUCCGAUACAUGGGGCCAUCAGCAGCCGCAAACAUUCUACAUUGGUGUGAGAGUGGAACUGUCUUGAAGGAGAAUGACCCCAAAACUCACGAGAUCAGACGGAACAUCUUUGAUCGGUUCUUCCACCUGAAGCACACAGUGUCAGUGGCCACCAAUGGAGAGCAGCUUAAUCGGGAGUGUAGUCUAUUUACGGAUGACGGCAAAUAUGUAAUCGUUGGAUCUGCUUCAGUGGAUGAUGGUAAUUUCAUCGAUCACUUUGACAUGUACCGAAACAAUGAGUCUGUGACGCCAAACCCACGAUCCCCUCUGGAGCACUACACUCUUCAUAUUGUGGAUAUAGAGAUGGGAAGGCUGACUGACUCCCGAACCUUCAUGUAUGACAAGAUUUUCCUUUCACACAACCAAGGCUUGUACUUGUACAGACACACAUUGGCUGUAUUAUCUGUCCAGCAUCAGACCAUUCACAUAUUUCAGAUAACUCCAGAUGGAUACUUUUUGGAUGUGCGCACCAUUGGCAGAGUGUGCUAUGAGGAUGAUGACUACCUCUUGGCCACUGUGUGUACUGAUCGCAUGCAGCGCACCUACCAGUACAUGCGGGAAAAGAUCAUCAGCUCUCUCAAGCACAGGUUGCUGGUGUUUCUGUAUAAACGGGCAGAAGCAAUCAGCAGUGAGGAAGGAAGUCCUCGGGCACUCAGGGAAUUUUUCCACUACUUUGACCACCUUCUGCGUCUUCGCAUGUGGAAGAUGCAACUCCUUGAUGAUCUUCAUUUACUCAUUAAAUACGCCUCAGAGGAGGUUGUUACUCUUCGUGCUGCAGAGCCCAAUGGACAGCCUUCAUUCUUUGUGGUGUACAACAUGAUAACUACAGAGGUUCUUGCAGUUUAUGAAAACACCUCAUCAGAACUUUUAGAUCUCUUUGAGAAGAUGGCAGAUUUCUUCCGUAAUGCUAGACUGACUUGUGAGUCACAGUUCACAUGUUCUCCCUCAAACAACACAUGGGCAAGAUUAAUUCAUAAGAGAUUCAAGAAGACUUUCAUUAAUGCCAGAGGAGGGGGGGUGACUGAAGCUACUAAAAGGCUGCUUGGGCAGUUGCCAAUCUCUGCCCAGUCAUUUUCUGCCUCCCCAUACCUGGACCUGACCCUGUUCUCCUAUGAUGACAAGUGGGUAUCAGUGAUGGAAAGACCCAAGAGCUGUGCUGACCAUCCCAUCAGAUUUUACGGGCGAGACUCUGGGCUUAUCAAGUUCAGCAUCAAUGCAGGUCGGACUGUCCUUCCAGGCUCUACUGCACCGUCUCCACCAGCCAGACGACUGGUGGCCUUCACAUUCCAUCCAGCUGAUCCCUUCACCAUAUCUGUUCAAAGGGCAAAUACUGACUAUGUUGUCAACUUUCACCUGAGGCAUCACCCUAGCUAGCAGUGAAAGUUAAUAUCCAAUUUCUUGUUAUCAAUUAGGGCUUGGGGAAGUUAUGUCAUGAUUUUCUACUGAUCCACCUGUGCUGAUGCCUGCUCAAAAGAAUUUGUUUAAGGGGAGGCUGCCACAGAAAUCUUUCCUCCUUUAUUGAUACGUUAUUACUUUUUACCACACUUCAGCUACUCCUUUCCUUUGUUUUUUUCUAAAAUGUGCUACAGUAUAAAGUCUUUUUAAUGUGAUACAGGUACAAAACAGACUUGUAAUUAAUUGAUUUCACAUUAUAUCCAAGUGUUAUCUCAAUGAGUUUUAUUAGAGAUGCUUUGAAGAGAAACCUGUAAAGUUGUAGAUACACAUUUGUUUUGCAUCAGGAGAAAUUUUUGAAUCUUCAAGGUGCAUGUGCUGCCUGUCUUAUCAUAUGGCUGUAAGUUAUGAAUACAAUAGUCUUUCCAACUGAUCAAGCCACUUUAGGUAUGGCCAAGGCGUAUGACUGCUAGCUGUGUUGUCACUUCACUCCUCUGUCACUUGCUCUCCCUUCCUCCUUUCUCAUUUACUUUGAUGAAACUUGGGUAGCCCAUAAUUACAAUGAUGGCAAAAGCUGGACUGAUGCUACAUCCACUCAUCGAUGAAACACUACCCUCUGUUGACUAGGUCAGAGAGGCUGUGGCAAAGUUGAGGGUUGUAAAGGCACCUGGUAUCUGUAAUGUAAGUGUGAAGCUGCUCCAAGCUGGAGGUGAGGCCAUGAUCUGCAGGUUGCAUGUGGUCUUAACUGCUGUUUGCAGUCUGAUAUCAUUCCUGACUGGAAGAGGGGUUGGUCUUCCCUAUCUGGAAAGGGAAAGGGGACUGCCAUGACAGCAAUAACUACUGUGGUGUUACAUUGCUCACUGUGCCAGGCAAGGUGCUUGCCUAUCUAUUUAUGAUGUGGAUUUACAACCAGCUGCAGAAGCUGCAGAGACCUGAACAGUCUGAGUUUAUGCCUGCUGACUUGACAACUGACCAUAUUCUAGUUCUUUCCAUACUAAUAAAAUGCCAAUAUGAGUUUCAACAGCGGAUGCCGGCAGUCCAUGUCGAUCUCAAGAAGACGUUUGGUUCAGUGCAUCACGAGGCACUCUAGGAUCUCUUGCACCUUCACAAGACUCCUGCAAGGACCAUUGGUCCAUUGAUUGGCCUGUAUUCUGGGACUGCAAGUGCAGUAAAGUUUGAGUGGGAGGGGGUGUCAAGCUUCUUUCCUGUGAAUGUGGGAAUUAGGCAGGGCUGUGUCCUUGUCCCAUCUCUUUUUAACAGUUGCAUGAACUGGGUACUAAGCAGUGUUGGAUUAGUCAGUGUGGAGCAUCUAUUAGUAAUACCAGGGUCACUGACCUUGUUUUUGCCGACAAUGUAGUUGUCCUUGCAGAUUUGCUAAAGGUAUUACAAGAGGAGGUGGAGUCACUGGGACCUCAGGUUUACUGGGCCAAGACCAAUGUACAGGUGUUUGGAGGCUUACUAGAUGAAACACUAGUCUGUUUAUGUGUGUGGCAAGGAUAUUGAUAUCUUGGAAAAUUUCACAUUCCUUGGCACUGUAGUUGAGAACAACCAUGGGUCUUGUUAGAAGGUCUUACUAUGUAUUGGCUUUGCCUACGGUUUUAUGGACUCGCUCAGCAUGAGUAUAUGGAGUUGUCGAUACCUUUGUAGAUGGACAAAGAUCCUGAUCUUCAAGUUGCUGUACUCUAAAACUUGCUCAAUUCCUAUGAGAUUUGGACACUAAAUAGUGACUUAAAGAGGCUUUGUCUGUCUUCACAAGUGAGGAUCGAAUUACCAGUCUUUGUGUCGUCAGCAAAUUUACUAAUGAGAUUACUGAGUCCAACGUCAAUGUUAUUAAUGUAAAUUAUAAACAGCAUUGGGCCAGGAACAGAGGCCUGAGGGACACCACUCAUGACAGGCGCCCAGUCUGAGUUAAACCCAUCUAUCACCACUCUUUGCUGUCUGUUGUUCAACCAAUUGGCAAUCCAAUGACAUACUUUACCAUCAAUACUUAAUUUCCUUAUUCUAUAUAUAAGUGAUCUCUGGUGUGGAACUUUAUCAAACGAUUUCUGAAAAUCAAGACAGACUAUGUCCAGUGAUUUGGUUACGUCAUAAGCUGAGAAGAGGUUGUUAUAAAAGGUUAAUAGGCUUGACAAACAGCAUCUCUUGUUACGAAAGCUAUGCUGAAAAUCAUUAAUUAAGGAGUGGCUUUGAAGUUAACUCAAAAUAUUGUCUCUAAUUAUGCUCUUCAGUAGCUUACCUACUAUUGAAGUUAGACUAAUGGACUUGUAAUUACCUGGUACUUUUUUGUCACCUUUCUUAAAAAUUGGUUUUACGUUAGCCAUUUUCCAAUUCCAUUCCAAUUCCAUUCGAAGGGAUGAUGCCUUGUCGCAAAGACAUAUUGAAUACGUACACCUCACCGUACGUAGCCUCAGACUUUUCUAUUAUUUCCAAUUGGGGCAAGAAGAACCUGGUGUCCUUCAACGCCUCAAAAACACAGUUUCUCCACCUAUCCAUUCAACACAAUCUUCCAAACAACUAUCCUCUAUUCUUUGUCAACACUCAGCUAUCACCUUCUUCAACACUAAACAUCCUCGGUCUAUCCUUAACUCAAAAUCUCAACUGGAAACUUCAUAUCUCUUCUCUUACUAAAUCAAUUUCCUCGAGACUGGGAGUUCUGUACCGUCUCCGCCAGUUCUUCUCCCCCGCACAGCUGCUAUCCAUUUACAGGGGCCUUGUCUGCCCUCGUAUGGAGUAUGCAUCUCACGUGUGGGGGGGCUCCACUCACACAGCUCUCUUGGACAGAGUGGAGUCUUAGGCUCUUCGUCUCAUCAGCUCUCCUCCUCUUACUGAUAGUCUUCUACCUCUUAAAUUCCGCCGCCAUGUUGCCUCUCUUACUAUCUUCUAUCGAUAUUUUCAUGCUGACUGCUCUUCUGAACUUGCUAACUGCAUGCCUUCUCCCCCUCCCGUGGCCUCGCCACAGACGACUUUCUACUCAUGCUCAUCCCUUUACUGUCCAAAUCCCUUACGCAAGAGUUAACCAGCAUCUUCACUCUUUCAUCCCUCACGCUGGUAAACUCUGGAAAAAUCUUCCUUCAUUUGUAUUUCCUCCUGCCUACGACUUGAACUCUUUCAAGAGGAGGGUAUCAGGACACCUCUCCUCCCGAAAUUGAACCCUCCUUCGGCCACCUCUUUGGAUUCAUUUUAGGAGCAGUGAGUAGCAGGCUUUUUUUUUCACAUUUGUUUCCUUUUUUUUUUAUGCCCUUGAACUGACUCCUCUGCUGGAAAAAAAAAAAAAAAAACAGUUGUGAGAGAGGGGAGUAUUUCGUGCAUUGUUACUUUAAGUAGUAUAGGAUAUACAUUGUCUGGUCAUGGACUUUUAUUUGUUUUAAGGGAUUGGAGAGCAUUAAGGACUUCCUCAGAAAUUAUUUCAAAGUCAGGCAAGGUCUGAGUGGGAUUAUCAUUAAUACUAUUGUCAUCACUGGUGCUGGUGGUAGUGGUGGCAAGACUGGCAGUGGUGAAUACUGAGGAAAAAAAAAAAGUUCAGUAAGUUAACAAUGUGCUGGCUUUCAUAUACUAAUUUACCAUCUCAAUCAGUUAAGGGUUUAAUCCCAGUUCUGAUCACCUCUUUAUUGUUUAUAUAAUUGAAGAAAGCCUGAGGAUUAGUUUUACAGUUGGUGGCGAUAUUUUCUUCGUAUGUGCGCUUUUCCCGACUUAUUAGUCUUUUUACUCGUCGCCUGGCUUCAUGAUAAAGUCUAAUAUUUUCAGGCAUGUUUUGGAUUUUCUUUAGCCUGUAGACCAAAUCUCUCCUUAAUGGAAUGCUUGAUUUUGUUAUUAAGCCAUGGUUGACUUUUAUUAGUGUUACGUUGCUUUUUGCAAAAAUUAGUGUUACGGUACGUCGCUUCUCACAAGUUACAUCACUUCUCACAAGUUACAUUGCCUCUUGCAUGAGGAAGUUGAUAGAUCCUGCCAUGAGGUACUUGGGAUAGGAAAGGGGCCUGCAAGAAGACUUGUCUGGGAGGAACCUCCAGGAUUGGUAUCAUAGGGUGGACAAGGUGAUAUGCCCCCCAGAAUAUGCCUCCAUUGAUUGACUGAUAUUACAUCCCCACAAAAAAAAAUGGAGUCAAGUCACCAAUGGGGAGAUUAAGUUGCUUAAUCUUUCUUCACACAGGAAGGAAGGAUGGUUUUGUCAGUAAUGCCAAACACGGGCCAAGUAGGGUGCUCUUGUCUUGCUGCCACAAUGUAUAUUUAUAGAAACUCAAUGUUUUGUCCUAAGAAAAUGAAUCUUUCAUGAAAGUACAUGGUCUUUGUGUACAGAGUAUUUGAAACUCAUUUAAGAGUGUUAACAGUAUGAGAGAGAGAGAGAGAGAGAGAGAGAGAGAGAGAGAGAGAGAGAGAGAGAGAGAGAGAGAGAGAGAGAGAGAGAGAGAGAGAGAGAGAGAGAGAGAGAGAGAGAGAGAGAGAGAGAGAGAGAGAGAGAGAGAGAGAGAGAGAGAGAGAGAGAGAGAAUUGAAAAGACUAUAGAUUGUCACUUCAUUGAAAAGAUUAUAGAUUGUCACUUCAAGAGGCAAAUUGACACCUUCUGAUAAAAGUGUCUACACAGAAAAAUAAGGCAUCCCUGAAAAUACUUUGUGUUGAAUUUUCAAAGUCUCCAUGAGACUGAAUCAAGGCUCAUUACCUGAAUAGUCCAUAAAUGCCAACUCCAGCUACAUGGGAAUGUUGCACACUACCCAGAAGUUGACCCUGCUCAUUGGGUUUUUAUUUGUAAGAGACAAUCCUGUGUGGAGGCUUGAGCAAACCUGGAUACUGUUACAAAUUACUAAGGAACCAAAGGCGGUCUGCAUUAAGACUAGAUUAGAGGGAUCCCCGAAGAUGGUAUCGUAGGAUGAGCAAGGACGCACACCCUGUCCUGCCCUAGUGAUUGACUGAAGUACAAAACUGUCACCCUUAACCUCUAUCAUGACUUGUAAAAUAUGGUGUAUAUAUGAGGCUGUCAGUGUAUGGCAAAAUAUGUGAACUUUUUAUUGUUAUUUAGCUAUGGUUGUAUGUAUAAACUGAGAGCACAAUAAAGUUUUAUAUGUAA